Molecule: messenger RNA, 9008 nt
Organism: Myodes glareolus (Bank vole)
Lineage: Eukaryota; Metazoa; Chordata; Mammalia; Rodentia; Cricetidae
Source: RefSeq, a predicted model, not a curated record
CGGUUCCCCUUCAGACGGCUGCAGUGCGGGGAGCAGACGUAGAGGUGCAGUGGACUCGGGUUCGGUGCACAGUACAGGCAGCUCACGCCAUACAGUGCUUGCCGGGGAACUCUCUGGCCCCCAGUCGGCUCCUUCAGAGCCCCCCUAGACGGGUGGGGCAAGCAGCCAGGCAAGUCCACGGAGCGAACGAUAGAGAGCAUCUCCCGCGAGGUCUCCGGUGCCCGCAGCUCCGCAGCCUUUCUGGCGCCAUGAGGGCUCCGAUCACCGCCCGCUGCUACGGACGCAUCCUACGGAUGCGUUGGAGGGGCUUUCUGCCAUUUGCUCUGGCUCUCUUGAUGGGGACAGGUCAUGCACAAAGGGACUCCAUGGGGAGAUACGAACCAGCUAGCAGGGAUACGAAUCGGUUGUGGCGCCCCGUGGGCAGCCACCCCGUAGCGGCUGCAGCCAAGGUGUACAGUCUAUUUCGGGAGCCUGAUGCUCCGGUGUCUGGCUUGUCGCCCUCGGAGUGGAACCAGCCGGGCCAGCGGAGCCCCAGGAGGCCCGCUGAGGCGGAGGCGGAGGCCAGGAGGCCAUCCCGUGCCCAACAGCUGCGUCGAGUCCAAUCACCUGUCCAGACCCGAAGAAACAGUCCCCGGGGCCAGCCGCAUCCGGCAGCCCGGGCUGUGCCUUCCGUCGCGCGCCCGGUGACCCCGCAGCGACCUGCGGCUGUACGGCAAGGGCGGCUCACCGGGAGAAAUGUCUGCGGGGGACAGUGCUGCCCAGGAUGGACGACAUCCAACAGCACCAACCACUGUAUCAAACCUGUGUGCCAGCCUCCCUGUCAGAACCGGGGCUCCUGCAGCAGGCCCCAGCUCUGUGUCUGCCGCUCUGGCUUCCGUGGGGCACGCUGUGAAGAGGUCAUCCCUGAGGAGGAAUUUGACCCCCAGAAUGCCAGGCCGGUGCCAAGACGCUCAGUGGAGGGGGCACCCAGCCCUCACAGGAGCAGUGAGGCCAGAGGAAGUCUUGUGACCAGAAUACAGCCGCUGGCACCACCACUACUACCAGCCAGGACCCUGAAUGGCCUCAGCCAGACCCGGCCCUUGCAGCAGCACACAGGGCUGUCCAGGACUGUCCGGCGUUAUCCAGCCACCGGUGCCAAUGGCCAGCUGACUUCCAACGCUUUGCCUUCGGGACCAGGACUGGAGUUGAGAGAUGACAUCCAACCGGGAUCACAUGUGAACCACCUCUCACCCUCUUGGGGGCUGAACCUCACCGAGAAAAUCAAGAAGAUCAAGGUCAUCUUCACUCCCACCAUCUGCAAGCAGACCUGUGCCCGCGGCCGCUGUGCCAACAGCUGUGAGAAGGGCGACACCACCACCCUCUACAGCCAAGGUGGCCACGGGCAUGACCCCAAGUCUGGCUUCCGUAUCUAUUUCUGCCAGAUCCCCUGCCUGAAUGGAGGACGCUGCAUUGGCCGGGACGAGUGCUGGUGUCCAGCCAACUCCACGGGGAAGUUCUGCCAUCUGCCUGUCCCACAGCCUGGCAGGGAGCCUCCAGGGAGAGGCUCCCACCAGAGAACCCUGCUGGAAGGGCCCUUGAAGCAAUUCACCUUCAUGCUGCCCCUCUCCAACCAGCUUGCCUCUAUGAACCCCUCGUUGGUGAAGGUGCAUAUUCAACAUCCGCCCGAGGCCUCUGUGCAGAUCCACCAGGUGGCACGGGUCCGGGGGGAGGUGGAUCCUGUGCUGAGCGAGAACAGUGUGGAGACCAGAGCCUCUCAUCGGCCCCCUGCCAGCCCAAGCCACAGCCACUGGGCCAGCAACAGCAUACCUGCUCAGGCUGGAGAGGCCCCUCGGCCACCACCCCCAGUGCUGUCCAGGCAUCAGGGACUUCUAGGCCGGUGUUACCUGAGCACUGUGAACGGACAGUGUGCUAACCCCCUGGUGGAGCUGACUUCUCAGGAGGACUGCUGUGGCAGUGUGGGGGCCUUCUGGGGGGUGAUCUCAUGUACUCCAUGCCCACCCAGACCAGCCUUCCCAGUGGUAGAAAAUGGUCAGCUGGAGUGUCCCCAAGGGUACAAAAGACUGAACCUCAGCCACUGCCAAGACAUCAAUGAGUGCCUGACCUUGGGGCUGUGCAAGGACUCAGAGUGCGUGAACACCCGGGGCAGCUACCUGUGCACCUGCAGGCCUGGCCUCAUGCUGGACCCAUCGAGGAGCCGCUGUGUAUCGGACAAGGCUGUCUCCAUGCAACAGGGACUAUGCUACCGGUCGCUGGGAGCUGGCACCUGUACCCUGCCUUUGAUACACCGGAUCACCAAGCAGAUCUGCUGCUGCAGUCGUGUGGGCAAAGCCUGGGGCAGCAAGUGUGAAAAGUGCCCCUUGCCUGGCACAGAGGCCUUCAGGGAGAUCUGCCCUGCCGGCCAUGGUUACACCUACUCAAGCUCAGACAUCCGCCUGUCCAUGAGGAAAGCGGAGGAGGAGGAACUGGCUAGCCCCUUCAGGGAACAGAUCCAGAGAGUCAGUGGACCUCUACCUGGAGCAGCCGAGAGGCAACCACUCCGGGCAGUCACCGACACCUGGAUUGAGGCUGAAACCCUCCCUGACAAAGGUGACUCUCAGGCUAUCCAGAUCACAACCAGUGUUCCCCACCUACCUGCCUGGGGACCAGGGGAUGCCACUGGAAGACCAACACCACCAUUGCCUGGACAGGGCAUUCCAGAAAACCCAGAGGAAGAGAAAGUCCUGGCGACACAGAGUCCACCAGGCUUUGAUCCAUGUUUUGCUGGGGCCUCCAACAUCUGUGGCCCUGGAACCUGUGUGACCCUUCCCGAUGGAUACAGAUGUCUCUGCAACCCUGGCUACCGACUCCACCCCAGCCAAGCCUACUGCACCGAUGACAACGAGUGUUUGAGGAACCCCUGUGCAGGAAGAGGGCGCUGUGUCAACAGUGUGGGCUCCUUCUCCUGCCUCUGCUAUCCGGGCUACUCACUAGCCACCCUGGGAGACACGCAGGAGUGCCAAGAUAUAGAUGAGUGUGAGCAGCCCGGGGUGUGCAACAAUGGACGAUGCAGCAACACUGAGGGCUCGUACCACUGUGAAUGCGAUCGGGGUUACGCCAUGGUCAGGAAAGGACAUUGCCAAGAUAUCGAUGAAUGCCGUCACCCUGGUACCUGCCCUGAUGGGAGAUGCAUCAACUCUCCUGGCUCCUACACGUGUCUAGCCUGUGAGGAGGGCUACAUAGGCCAGAGCGGGAGCUGUGUAGAUGUGAACGAGUGUCUGACCCCUGGGAUCUGUGUCCAUGGAAGUUGUAUCAAUGUGGAAGGCUCCUUUAGAUGCUCCUGUGAGCCGGGCUAUGAGGUCACCCCGGACAAGAAGGGCUGCCAAGAUGUGGAUGAAUGUGUCAGCCGAGCCUCAUGCCCCACGGGCCUCUGCCUCAACACCGAAGGCUCUUAUACCUGUUCAGUCUGUCAGAGUGGGUACUGGGUGAACGAAGCCGGCACUGCCUGUGAAGACCUGGACGAAUGUGCCUUCCCCGGAGUCUGCCCCACAGGAGUCUGCACCAACACUGUGGGCUCCUUUUCCUGCAGAGACUGUGAGCAGGGCUACCGGCCCAGUGCCCUGGGCAACACCUGUGAAGAUGUUGAUGAGUGUGAAGGUCCCCAGAACAGCUGCCUGGGAGGCCAGUGCAAGAACACGGAAGGUUCCUACCAAUGCCUCUGUCCCCAGGGCUUCCAACUGGUCAAUGGCACCAUGUGUGAAGAUAUGGACGAGUGUUCUGGGGAGGAGCAUUGCGCUCCUCAUGGCGAGUGCCUCAACAGCCAGGGGUCCUUCUUUUGCCUCUGUGCACCCGGUUUUGUCAGCGCUGAGGGGGGCACCAAAUGCCAGGAUGUUGACGAGUGUGCAGCCACAGACCCAUGUCUGGGAGGGCGUUGUGUCAACACAGAGGGCUCCUUCAACUGUCUGUGUGAGACCGGCUUCCAGCCCUCCCCAGACAGCGGAGAGUGCGUGGAUAUUGAUGAGUGUGAAGACGAGGAAGACCCUGUGUGUGGAGCCUGGAGGUGUGAGAACAGCCCUGGUUCGUAUCGCUGUGUCCUAGGCUGCCAGCCUGGCUUCUACAUGGCCCCAACCGGAGACUGCAUUGAUAUAGACGAAUGUGCCAAUGACACUGUGUGUGGGAAUCAUGGCUUCUGUGACAACACGGACGGCUCCUUCCGCUGCCUGUGUGACCAGGGCUUUGAGACCUCACCCUCAGGCUGGGAAUGUGUUGAUGUGAAUGAGUGUGAACUCAUGCUGGCAGUGUGUGGGGCUGCACUCUGUGAGAACGUGGAAGGCUCCUUCCUGUGCCUUUGCGCGAGCGACCUUGAGGAAUACGACGCACAAGAAGGACGUUGCCGGCCUCGGGUGACUGGAGCUCAGAGCAUCCCAGAGGUCCCAACAGGGGACCCAACUCCAGGCCUCAUCCGCAUGGAAUGCUACUCUGAGAGUAAUGGCGGGCCUUCCUGCUCUAGCAUCCUGGGCUGGAACUCCACAAAGGCCGAGUGCUGCUGUACUCAGGGUGCCAGAUGGGGAAAAGCCUGUGACCCUUGCCCAUCUGAGGGCUCAGUUGAAUUCAGUGAACUCUGCCCCAGUGGUCAAGGCUACAUCCCUGUGGAAGGAACCUGGACAUUUGGACCCACCAUGUACACAGAUGCCGAUGAGUGUGUCCUGUUCGGGUCUGCUCUCUGCCAGAAUGGCCGAUGCCUCAACACAGUGCCUGGCUACAUUUGCCUGUGUAACCCUGGCUACCACUACGACGCCUCCAGCAGGAAGUGCCAGGAUCACGACGAAUGCCAGGAUGUGGUCUGUGAGAACGGGGAGUGCAUGAACACAGAAGGCUCCUUCCAUUGUUUCUGUAGUCCCCCCCUCAUCCUGGACCUUAGUGGCCAACGCUGUGUCAACAGUACCAGCAGCACAGAGGACUUCCCUGACCAUGACAUCCACAUGGACAUCUGCUGGAAGAAAGUCACCAAUGACGUGUGCAGUCAACCCUUGCGUGGGCACCGUACUACUUACACAGAAUGCUGCUGCCAGGAUGGCGAGGCCUGGAGCCAGCAGUGUGCUCUGUGCCCCCCCAGGAGCUCUGAAGUCUAUGCUCAACUGUGCAAUGUGGCUCGGAUUGAGGCAGAGCGGGAAGCAGGGAUUCACUUCCGGCCAGGCUAUGAGUAUGGCCCUGGCCCAGACGAUCUGCCCUACAAUCUCUAUGGUCCAGAUGGAGCCCCUUUCUACAAUUACCUGGGCCCGGAGGACACUAUUCCCGAGCCUCCCUUCUCCAACAUGGCCAGUGAGCUAGGAGACAACAAGCCGGUCCUGGAGCCUCCUUUGCAGCCCUCUGAACUCCAGCCUCACUAUGUGGCCAGUCAUCCUGAGCCACUGGCCUCCUUCGAAGGACUUCAGGCUGAGGAAUGUGGCAUCCUGAAUGGCUGUGAGAAUGGCCGCUGUGUGCGCGUGCGGGAGGGCUACACUUGUGACUGCUUUGAAGGCUUCCAGCUGGAUGCAGCCCAUAUGGCCUGUGUGGAUGUGAAUGAGUGUGAAGACUUGAAUGGACCUGCAGCACUCUGUGCACAUGGCCACUGUGAGAACACAGAGGGUUCCUAUCGCUGCCACUGCUCCCCAGGUUAUGUGGCAGAGCCAGGCCCCCCACACUGUGCGGCCAAGGAGGAGAAGUGAGGGAUCGCUGGUGGCAGCUAUCUGGAAAUGGCUUCAGACGUAGGCUGGGAACUUAAGAUGGCUUCCCUGGCUGGGAAAACAUCACGGCUGGGAAGACAAGGUGAUGUCAUCAGGCCAGGGCUCUGUAGCCAAGUUCUGCUAGCCUUGCCUGCUUUUUUUUCAAAAUCUCUUCCAGCUUAGUUCUGGUUGUGAGCUUCCGUCACUGCCUCUACGCCAUUGCUUGGCUCAGACACCACAAAUAUUUUAAUGCUUCAGCCACUGGCCAUGAGACGCAGCCCAACACCUGUCCUUGGGGCCUCGCUGGAGGACACGCAUCAGAAGAGUCCUCACCCACUCCACUUAGGCUGUGCAAAAGCUGCAGGCACCUCUUUCCAGCUGUGAUCCACACAUCAUCCAGAUGGUUCCACAACUGGGGCAGCGGCUACAUCUGCCCUGGGAGGGCCCUUCACAAUCUGUGGAGCAAGACAGGGUUUGGAAAAGUUUGGGGGACAGCUCCAAUGCCACCUCUCUGAACUACAACCACCCAGUCAAUCUGGUGUGACCUCUUUUUGCCACAUCUCCACCCUGUAACAGUCUGUGGUCCUAGGAAGGGACCUAUUUCCCUCAUCUCAGAGGAUGGAGACUAAUACUAACUUGCUGAGUGCAAGAAACCCAAAUGAAGAGGAAUGAGCCGAGAAAGCAGCAAGAGAGGGCUACAAAAACCAUGGGGAGCUGAUAUGAGAGGAGGAGCCAGGAUUUAUACAAAUCUAAAAAUACUGAGUAGCUUUGGGGAAAUAAGUACUCGGAGCCACCUUAGAACCGCUAUGCACCAGCAGUGAUACAGUGCCCAUCUCCAAAGACCUUUAUUAGAUACACGCUCCCUUCAGGAACCAAAUCUCUUCUGGGCUUUUUGUGAUUGGUGGACUAACAACACAAGGUCUCUCUUUCAGUUGGUCUUGACCAAGGAAGCCAGAUUUUCAGUGUUGUCAUCCCCUCUACUCAGAAAGCCUUGCCCUUGUUCCCUUUAGAAAAAAAAAAAAUGAAUGUCUGGAAUCCCUCUAAGAGAUGCACUUCCAUACAAGCCAGCUGGGAGUUCAGGAGCAUGGUGGAAUAAAGGAGUGUUCAUCCGGACUUUCCUGUGCCUGUGUCUAUUUCCUGAUAUACCAACUUUACCAUGUUGGUUAGGUCUAAAGAUUAGAUUAGGAAUGAGCCUGCAGGUGCUCCAUGUCCAGCUCCCCAGCCCCCGGAGUGCGGGAGGCUCGAUACUGUCCUAAGGCAAGGCAGACUUGCUGCAUUUCCCAGAUUGGCAUCAAUUCCCAGAUUGAUGUAACAAGGAUUCAUCUGACAGAAGCCAUGGAGAAGAUUGCUACUUCUUAAAUCUGCCCUGUCCUGCCUGCUGCUCUGGUCAUCAGCCGCCAUGUAACUUCAAACUGAAUGCCUGCUGUAUCUGAGUGUUGUAAUGAGGGUUACGCAUAAAUUUCAUCUAUUCACACAACAACCUCAUUUACUACUUUAUUCCUAUGUACACACAAGAAAACCGAGACACAGGAAGCUUAAAUAAUUUUCUUUAGGCCAUUAUCCCAGUUGAAGUGUCCUCAGCAGACAAAAAUCAAUGAAAAUAUUCUUUUGUUCCUAACAGAAAUGCUAUUUACUUGGGGAUUUAGCUCAGUUGAUAGAGUGUUCACCUGGGGUACGUAAGAUCCCGGGGUUCUCUUCCUAAUGCAUCAGGAGAGGGGGAAGAAUAGUGAAGACACUUUUUAGAGAUCAACUAAGGUAGAAGUUUGCUCAGACUUCUGGUGGCAAGGCUCUGGUGACACAGACACAUUUGCGGCAACUGGGGGAGGCGGAUGCUGCGCAGCACCUGAAGAACACGUUAUGGCUGGCUUUCGCAGGCACAAAGCUAGCUCUCUGACCCAGAAAUUCCACUCCCAGGCCUGUAACCUUCAGAUAUAUUCUCACCAAAGAUGCCAUCACGCACUGUUUGUAAUAGCAGAAGAUUAGAAAUGACUGCUAUGGUGUGCUCAAAAACAGAUGGCGGGCUAGACACCCUGUCAAGAGAGAUGUCCUGACCAGAUGGGGGAGCAGGCUGUAGAACAGGGUGGAAGGUGAGCUGCUGUCUGAGUGGACCUCUAGUAACCUCAUCCUCACCACUUCACCUUACACCCAUCCUUUGCCCAAGCAUGCCCUGCUGGCACUGUGCACCUGCCCUCAGAGCCCCCACCCUUUGUGUCCCUGUUCAGCCUUCAGCCAUGCUGCACGCACAUACACAGAGUGUCUUUUAUUAAAAACAGAAAUAAAAUAGUGUGCAUGCUGUUCUGCUCUGCACAGUGCCCCCCCCUUUUUUUUUGAGACAGGAUUUUACCAAGUAGGCCGGGCUAGCCUAGAACCAACAACUCUCUUCCUCCUUUGUGCUGGCACUCCAGGUAUAGCCUACCAUAUCCAGCUACAUUCUUGUUCUUCUAUACUUGCUCCUACAGAAUUAUCUCAUGUGGCCUCACCUAUCACACCUACAUUCGGAAGGCUGAGGCAAGAGGACUGUUAGAGCUAGGGCAGCCUGAACUACAAAAUGAGACGAAGUAAUAGACAAUGGUCGCAUUCUAUUCUAUAGCUGUAUACUAUUCUAUGGAACGGAUAAGCCAGAACUUUCUCAACCAGUCCAGUUCCAUUGCCCACCUUUGCUCACAAGGCUGUAGCGAGUACUCCUGUACGUGUGUUAUUGAAUGUUAUAUUUAUGAGAUUAAACUCCUGAAAACAAUAUGGGGUGUGGGGAGAGUGACAGAGGGAUAAAGAAAAUACUGAGUUUCUUUUUUUUACUGUAUUGCCCCCCCUUUAAAUUUGUAGAUGUAUUACCUACUCAAGAAAAAUAAAAUAUUUUUAAAUAUAGCUGCUGGCUAACCAUUGCUUCAAUGCCCCCUCCUUUUAUAUAUUUAUCUAUUGUUUUAGUUAAAGUAAUCAUUUUGAAAUCUCUUUAGCAAAUUUCCAUCAAACAGCUCUAUAGUAUUUUCAUAGGGUAUGGGAGCCCACAGAAGUGGAUUCAUCCCACCCUGACCAAAGGUCAGAGAAUUCAAGCCUAUUCCUGCUCAUUCAAGGAUAUGACAGGAAGUUUGACCCAGGGAGUGACUGCCUACAGAAUGCUCUGUCUAAGGUAUUGUUGUUGCAUGUCCUGCCUAAACAACAGUAUGCUUAAUUCAGGAUAUAGUGGCUUGAUGUUUCAGGUAUUGAAGCAGUUAAUUGCUCUGUUUGUUCUUUGUAUCAUGUUAAAGCAAUCUUUUGCCUUCUUGCCCCCUGCUUUUGGACUGGGGUGUACACAGGUAUAUGGAAAAUAAAAGCAGGUGAAUUCAGUAU